CCAAAUGUCAAAGUGAAGAGUUGCAGCUGUAGGGCUUUACUGGAAGUAAAGGGGGAUGGAGAUAUUCUGGACAGAGAGUCAAGAAGGCGUGCUGACAGACAAUUCAUAAGGGACAGAAUAAGCUCCAGAGCAACUGAUUCUUGAUCAUUUUCAUGUUUACUUUUAUUGCGAUUGGACACAAAAGCUGUUCGUGAAAGUGCCACUUUUGGAGGAGUCUGUAAUUCUGCCUUCUUCUCUAUGGAUUGUACUUGCAUUCUCCUUGCCCUACUCUCCACCCUGGCUUCUUUAAGUCCCACUAUGGGGUGUUUCUGUGAUCAUUACCCAUGGAGUACCUGGUCCCAAUGCACUAAAACCUGUGAUUCUGGUACUCAAUCACGUUUAAGGGAUGUCCAGUAUGAUGAUCACUGGUUUAAAAACAGCUGUUCCCAGCUGUGUCAGAUACAUGAUAAUAGAGUGUGUAAUGUUGAGGCCUGCCCUAUAAACUGCCAGCUGACUGAGUUUGGACCCUGGUCCGAGUGUUCAUCUUGUGCCAAAAAAUCAUUCAGAAUCAGGUCUGUGUUGAGGCCAUCUCAGUUCGGAGGGGCCGACUGCAGUCAAUCUCUUAUGGAGGAAAGAGCCUGUCAUCCUUCCAAGGAAUGCGGGAUUGAGCCUUUGAACUGUAAAGACAAGUUCACCUGUGACACUGGAAGAUGUAUACAUGCUGAUCUGCAAUGCAACGAUCAGAACGACUGUGGUGACAACUCUGAUGAGAGAGACUGUGGGCGCAUUAAAAGUGUGUGUUCAAAUCAGCGGAUGUAUGCUUUCGUCCCUGGAGCAGACCAGAUUGGUUUUGGAUUUGAUGCUGCAGCGGAGCAGAUGAGAGGUGCUGUUCUGGACAACUCGUUCAUGGGAAGUAAUUGUACUGUAGAAAAACAAAAGAGGAACUUCUACAGAAUCUCAGCCAACAUUGAAAGAUAUGAAGUCAAGGUCGAAACCCUUGAGGAUUUUCAACCAAAAGAAACCAAAUCCCAAAAAAUCGAUCUGGCCAACGAACCCCUUUACAGGGAAGCAGUGAAAGCAUCUCAACAAAAGGACUCUGUGUUUUACCGCGUGCAUCAAGUUAUUGCAACAUCAACAUUCAAAGUAAAAUCCUCUGACCUCUAUUUAUCAGAUCCGUUCCUUCAGUUUUUAAACAGCCUACCAUUGGAAUACAACUACGCCCUUUACAGGCAUAUAUUCCAGCUGUUUGGAACACAUUAUUUCAGCUCUGGGACAUUAGGAGGGAAGUAUGACCUCCUUUUCCAAUUCGAUCGAGAAGAACUGAAAACCUUUGGGCUUAAAGAAAGCGACUCAGAGUACUGCUUGUCUGAUGAUGACACACUCGUCACAUUUUUUUAUAAUAGACAUAAACAAAGAAACACUUGUGGGAAUAUUUCUAUGAAAACCAAAUAUGAAGGGUCAAUGGUAAAAGCAUCAGAGAGGUGUAUCACAUCUGUACAAGGAGGACGAACUGAAUUUGCAGCAGCACUGGCCUGGGAGAAGAAAGGCGUUUCGCCACAGAGCACUGUAUACACAGACUGGAUCAAGUCUACUAUAGAAAAUCCAGUGGUUAUUAAUUAUGAGCUUUUGCCUUUAGUGAAUUUGGUGCGGGGCAUCUCUUGUGCUGUGACAAAAAGACGGCACUUUCACCGGGCACUGGAGGAGUACCAGACCGAAUUUGACUCCUGCAAAUGUGCCCCCUGUCCGAACAAUGCUCGGCCGGCUCUUUCAGGAACCGAGUGCCUUUGUAUAUGCCAGACUGGAACAUAUGGAUCAAACUGCGAGAAACGAGCACCGGACUACACCUCAGUUGAAGUUGAUGGGCACUGGAGCUGCUGGAGCUCUUGGAGUCCUUGUGAUGCCACCUUGAAGAAGCACCGCUCUCGUACCUGCAGCAACCCUGCCCCACAGCGAGGCGGCAAACCCUGCCCAGGCCUUGAAAAACAGGUGGAGGAAUGUACCAUCUCCAUUUUCCAGGAGCAAAACGUCUGCAUUAAUGAUGAUGCCUUUGUGACUGAAGAUUCCAGUGAGAGUCGGCUGCCUCCUGGAACUUCUGGCUGUGCAAAACCUCUUCCACCAGCCAACAGUCACUUAAGAAUCAACAAGCGCCAGUAUGACUAUGGAGAUCACGAGGAGAUUAUUUGCUUCACUGGAUUUGAGUUGCAGGGAUUCCAGCUCAUUCAUUGUUUGCAGGAUGGUACCUGGGAGAAACCAAAGGCACAGUGUAUUAAAAAGGUUUGCUCCAAACCCUCUGUGCCUGAUGGCAUGACGAUUAAUCCAGACAGAAUGGAGUAUAAAGUAGGAAGUGACAUCAUGCUGGUUUGUUUAGAGAGCGGCACGAGUCCUUCAGGACGCCUGUCUUACUCUUGUGGAAAAAGUCUUAUCUGGGAACCGAGCAUUCCAAAGGACAUAUACUGCAAAAUCGAUAAACCCUAUGUACCAGACAGCAGCUGCAAACCUGGAGAGAUCAAUGAUGGGACUAAAUGUGUUUGCAUGACUAAAGAAAGAUGCAGAGGUUACAGAGAAGACUUGUGCGUUUAUGACGCUGGCAAGGAAACUGCCAUUAUGAUGUCCCUCUGUGCUUUUCAUGCUGACCGUUGUCAUGGAGACAGAUUAUACUUUAUGAAUAAUGGACCGUGCAAAAGUGACGCACGCAGUCUGGACUGGGCCAAAUUCAGGGUCAGUGUAUCUGAGCAGAGCUCGGUGCAGGAGCCCUGCGGUUCAGACACCUGUUACGAGUGGGAGACCUGCUCAGUGUCCAAAACGUGUGAGUGUAAGAUGCCCAGAGAAUGUCCAAAAGACGGGAAGAAAAUAUACUGCCUGAAAAUCGUGAGGACGCAAACCACAAGAAGCAUGAAUCUGUGUUUUAUGGCUGCAAUGAAGUGCAGCAGUAUAGAGUUUGAGCUUCAGCAUGAAGGCCCUUGCGCAGGUUCUUAAUUGUGCACCACUUAAGCUGUAAAAAUGUUCACAGAUUUGCAGCCAUUAUUGAUUCAUAUUGAUAACACAUUGUCAUUUUAAAAUCACUCACAGCAUGCUAUAGUUAUUUGUUUGUGCAUAUGGGCAUUCUUGAUAUUGAUCUGGAACAACACAAUAAAAUAUAAUCGGACAUUCAGAU
Molecule: messenger RNA, 3133 nt
Organism: Danio rerio (zebrafish)
Lineage: Eukaryota; Metazoa; Chordata; Actinopteri; Cypriniformes; Danionidae
Source: RefSeq, a predicted model, not a curated record